AUGACUGACGCCGGGGCCUCACCCGCUACGGCGCCCGUCGCCGCCCCUUCCCCCGCAGCCUCCGCACAUGGCCAACCACCGACACCAGGUGCCGCCGGCCCGCGCCAAAUGCAGUCGCCCAUGGUGCUUGACGACGACAAGAAGCGCGAGCUCAUCGCAAACAUGGAUCAGGGAAGAGUCAACGCGCUCCGCAAGCGCGCCCAGGAGCUCUCGCAGGCAGGCCAUACAAAGGAGAACUCGACUGAGCUUGCCCGCGCGCUCGCCAUUCUCCAGAUGCACCACCGCGCCGUCCAGAUCGAGGAGAUGAAGAAAAAGCACCAGGCCAACGAGGCUAACGCGGGCAACGCCGCUGCCGGACCGAGUGCUCCUGGCCAGCAUGUCUCCCUCACCCCGGCCCAGAUCGCGCAGGUCCGCACCCAGGCCCAGAGCUACCACCUACUCUCCCGAAACCAGCCCGUUCCCGCCUACCUCCAGCAGGCCGCGCAGGGCCAGUCCCCGAGUCCAGCAGCUUCCAGCGGCGAGGGCAAGGUCGCCGACAAGACGGUCGAGGCCGUCGUUGAUGCGAGCGCCCCUGAUCAGCCAUAUGCGAUGGAGCUCGACCAAUCCUCAAUCAUCUACCCUUACAACGCCUACCAGCACCCGAGCAUAUACGCCAACCGCAAGUUUGACGAGGAGAUCACGAACCCAACGAACAAGCUGCAGCGCCUGCUCGUCCCGUCCGUCGCCCCGCAGGGACUCGACCCGUAUAUCCUGAUGGAGGAGCGCAACCGCUUCGUCGAGACGCGAAUGGCAUGGCGCAUGAAGGAGCUAGAGGAGCUCGACUCGACGACAGGCCUCGGCGAGCCCGGCGCCGCCGAGGUCCCCGGCGUGACGGACGAGAAGCCUGGAAGCAAGCUCGGCAUCCAGGCCCGCAUCGAGCUGCUGUCGCUGCGACUCCUCGGCAAGCAGCGACUGCUUCGCGAGGAUCUCGUCCGGGCGAUGCACGGCGCUACCCAGAUCCCCGCCGAUCGCUCUCAGUUCCGACGCUUCCGCACGCACACACUCCGCGAUGCGCGCGCGACGGAGAAUGCCGAGCGGAAACAGCGGACAGAGCGCGAGCAGCGCGGCAAGCAGCGCCACCUCGCCUACAUCAACUCCAUUAUCGAGCACGGCCAGCAGAUCAUCCAGACCGGCGCUUCCAACCCCCGCGGAUCGCGCGCCGACAACAACCGAAGACUCGGCCGCUGGGUGCUCCGCACGCACAACGAGAUCGAAAAGGACGAGCAGCGCCGUAUCGAGCGUCUCGCAAAGGAGCGUCUCAAGGCGCUCAAGAACGACGACGAAGAUGCGUACCUCGCCCUUCUCGGCGAGGCCAAGGACUCGCGUAUCGGACACCUGCUCAAGCAGACCGACCAGUACCUCGAGACCCUCGCGGCCGCCGUUGUGGAGCAGCAGAACGACCCGCAGUUCAAAGAGCAGCUCGCGAGCAUGGGCCCGUUCGACCCGUCGAUGGAGGAGGGUGCGUCCGAGGCCAUGUUCGGCGCGAGGCGCCAGGACGGCGAGGAAGACGACGCCGAGCGCAAGGCUGGCAAGGUCGAUUACUAUGCCGUCGCGCAUCGCAUUAAGGAGCCCGUCACGAAGCAGGCCUCGAUUCUUACUGGUGGUACGCUCAAGGACUACCAGAUCAAGGGUCUGCAGUGGAUGAUCUCGCUGUACAACAACCGACUGAACGGUAUCCUGGCCGACGAGAUGGGUCUCGGAAAGACGAUCCAGACCAUCUCCCUCAUUACCUACCUCAUCGAGCAGAAGCACCAGCCUGGUCCCUUCCUUGUCAUUGUCCCCUUGUCCACCCUGACCAACUGGACGCUCGAGUUUGAGCGCUGGGCUCCGGCCGUCAAGACUCUUAUCCUCAAGGGUUCCCCGACGGUUCGUCGUGAGCUCUACCCCCGCAUUCGUGCCGGCGACUUCCAGGUGUGCUUGACCACCUACGAGUACAUUAUUAAGGAGCGCCCUCUCCUCGCCAAGAUCAAGUGGGUGCACAUGAUCAUCGACGAGGGUCACCGUCUGAAGAACAUCAAGUCCAAGCUGUCGCAGACGCUCAACGAGUACUACUCGACGAGGCAUCGUCUGAUUCUUACGGGUACGCCGCUGCAGAACAACCUGCCCGAACUGUGGGCGCUGCUCAACUUCGUCCUGCCUAAGAUUUUCAACUCGGUCAAGUCGUUCGACGAGUGGUUCAACGCUCCCUUCGCCAACACGGGUGGCCAGGAGAAGAUGGAGAUGAACGAAGAAGAGGCGCUGCUUGUCGUCAAGCGUCUGCACAAGGUGCUGCGUCCCUUCCUUCUCCGUCGUCUCAAGAAGGAUGUCGAGAGCGAGCUGCCCGACAAGGUCGAAAAGGUCAUCUACACCAAGAUGUCGGCGCUCCAGUGGAAGCUGUACGAAAGUGUCAAGAAGUACAAGACGCUCCCGACCGACCUGUCGUCGGGCAAGCCGCGUCGCCAGGCCAACCUGCAGAACGCCAUCAUGCAGCUCCGAAAGAUCUGUAACCACCCCUUCGUCUUCCGCGAGGUCGACGAGGACUUCUCCGUCGGCAACACGGUCGACGAGCAGAUUGUGCGCACGUCGGGCAAGUUUGAGCUUCUCGACCGUCUCCUGCCCAAGUUAUUCGCGACCGGACACAAGGUCCUCAUUUUCUUCCAGAUGACCGAGAUCAUGUCCAUCAUUGCCGACUACUUUGACUAUCGCGGAUGGAAGUACUGCCGUCUCGACGGUUCGACCAAGGCCGAGGAGCGUCAGCAGCUGCUGUCUACCUUCAACGACCCCGACUCGCCGUACCAGGUGUUCAUCCUGUCGACUCGUGCCGGUGGUCUCGGUCUCAACCUGCAAUCUGCCGACACGGUUAUCAUCUACGACACGGACUGGAACCCGCACGCCGAUUUGCAGGCGCAGGACCGUGCGCACCGUAUCGGACAGAAGAAGGAGGUGCGCGUUCUCCGAUUGAUUUCUAGUGGAACCGUCGAAGAACUCGUGCUGCAGCGUGCGCAGGCCAAGCUCGAGAUCGACGGCAAGGUCAUCCAGGCCGGAAAGUUCGACGAGGUCACCAACACAGCCGACUACGAGGCGCUGCUCGCCAAGGCAUUCGAGCAGGCUGCCGACGAGGAGGAAGAGGAGACCAACGAGCUCGACGACGAUGAGCUGAACGAGCUGCUCGCGCGUGGUGAGGAGGAGCUCUCCAUCUUCCAGCGCAUGGACAAGGAGCGCAAGGAGGCGCAGGAGCGUGAGUGGCAGGAUGCGGGCAACAAGGGCCCUCUCCCGCCUCCGCUCAUGCGGGAGAUGGAGCUCCCGCCCUUCUACCGCCGCGACAUUGGCCAAGAGAUGGCCGAGCAGAUGCAGCACGACGAGGACCAGGGCCGCGGACGAAGGGCCAAGGCCGACGUGCGGUACACGGACGGCCUCACCGACGACCAGUUCAUCAACGCGCUCGAGGACUCGGACGACGACGUUGACGCCGCGGCGAACCGCAAGCGGCAGCGUGCCGAGCGCAAGGCGGAGCGCAAGCGACAAAACGAGAUUCUUGCGCGCGCCGAGGCCGAGGGCAAGCCGCUGUCUGCGUCCAUCACUGCUCUCCAGGCAGAGGCCGGCAUCGAGACACCUGUCAAGAAGAAGCGCGGACGGCCGAGCAAGAGCGCUACCCCCGCCGCCGAGGACACGCCGGCCAAGCGACGCAAGGUCGGCGGCGCGUCGUCCGAGGAGACGGCCAUGGUGAAGAAGCUGUUCGAGGAGGUCAACGGUCUCAAGGACGAGGCGUCGGGCGAGCACUGGAACAUAUACUUCAAGUCUCCUGUCGACCGCAAGAUCUACCCCGACUACUACAGCAUCAUCUCCCAGCCCAUUGCCAUGUCGCAGAUCAAGCGCAAGUUUGGCCAAGCAGCCUACGGGCUGUCCCAGCUGCGCGCGGACCUGAAGCUCCUCUGGAACAAUGCGCGAACGUACAACACGGAGGGCUCGUGGGUGUACAACGCGGCCGAGGAGAUGGAGUCGUACUUUGACCGGCGGUUCGCCGAGGAGGCGCCGCGGUUCGCAGAUGUCAAGACGGAGAAUGGCAACGGCGAGCUCACGACCGAGAGCAACACGCCCGCGCAGAGCGGCCAGUCGACGCCCAUGUACAAGCCGCCCCCCGGCGUCGGCACCAAGAUCAAGCUCAACGUCGGCGCGGCCUCGAGGCGCAAGGAGAUCAUCGACUCGGACGAGGAGAGCGCGCCCGAGCCCGAACGCGGCGCCAGCGCCAAUGGGGGAGACGACGAUGACGACGAUUACUAG
Messenger RNA from Trichosporon asahii var. asahii CBS 2479, 4299 nucleotides. RefSeq names its product chromatin structure remodeling complex protein STH1. Gene Ontology annotation, biological process: positive regulation of transcription by RNA polymerase II. The transcript is spliced from 3 exons. Bases 1 to 4299 code for a protein of 1432 amino acids. The record is from RefSeq and is a predicted model, not a curated record. Lineage: Eukaryota; Fungi; Basidiomycota; Tremellomycetes; Trichosporonales; Trichosporonaceae. Gene Ontology annotation, molecular function: ATP-dependent chromatin remodeler activity; ATP binding; DNA binding. Gene Ontology annotation, cellular component: nucleus.